AUGACAUCGAUAUUACGGCAGUGCAGCUCUCUUGCUAGAAUUUCUCAAACCACCAUCCAAUCUGCCGCACGAAAUUCUCUCCGUACAUCAUCGACUGCACCUCUAUUACGGUCGCGGAUAGCUGCACAAAGGGCGCGCACAUUCGUAACCAAGCCACCAAAGCCAGACAAGGACACGGAGAAGGAUGAGUCGAAGGUAGAGUCGAGAAAACAAAAAUCGUCGGAGCCACCCAGCAAGCCCGCUCCUGGGACGGAAAACCUCUACGAUGGAAAAUCGCCCUUAUCUCCCUCCGAGAAUAGCGCGAAGCCAAACGAGGAGCCACCGCUGGUGGAAGGUUAUGUGAGAUUGACGGAUGAGGAGAUAGAGCAGCUAGAGCAAAUAAUUGCUUCUAUGCAAUUUGGCAAAGGCCAGACUCAGGAAUUGAGAAGAUCUCUGCAGGCGAUACAAAAGUCAGGGGUACCAUCUGAACUGAGAGAUUUGAUGCAAGAGGUGAAGGGCAGACCGAUGACUUUGUCGGAGGCUGGAAAAUUCACAAAACUGGUGUUGCAAAUGGCGUGGUCCGCUGCCAAGGUUCAGUCACAAGGAACGAAUUUCAAUUCAAACGAACCAAGGCCUUCUGCGGAUAGUAAUAAAGGCGGCCAGGGGCGAGAUCAGGGUAGCAAGCAGGGCAACAAGAAGGGCAACCAGCAGGAAGGGUUCAAUUUUGGCAACCCAUCGGACUUGAAGCUUGAUACCACAACCUUAUUGAUUGGAUCUUUUGCAACAUACUUCUUAUGGCAGACACUUUUCCCGGGCACUAAUAAGAAAGAUAUUACCUUCCAGGAAUUCCGAAAUAAUUUCCUUGAUAAGGGGUUGGUUAAGAGAUUGACUGUGGUUAACAAGCAGGAGGUUCGAGUUGACCUCCACACUGAAGCGGCGGCAGCAAUGUAUCCCGAUUCCCAAGCCAGUAAUCCCAACUUCCAUUACUAUUUCUCCAUAGGUUCUCCGGAAGGGUUUGAGCAGCGAAUGGAACAUGCACAAGAUGAUUUAGGGAUACCUGUUUCGGAAAGGAUACCAAUUGGGUACGCGAGUGAUGGAGAUACAUGGGCUCUUAUCUACUCUUUUGGUCCUACACUCUUAUUCAUUGGUGCUAUUUUCUACAUGUCAAGACGAGCUUCAGCAGGUGCUGGAGGUCAAAGUGGCAUUUUUGGAAUGGGAAAGAGUCGAGCAAAGCAGUUCAAUCACGAGACUGAUGUAAAGGUAAAGUUUAAGGAUGUCGCCGGUAUGGAUGAAGCGAAGCUAGAAAUUAUGGAGUUUGUCUCUUUCCUAAAGACACCAGAACAGUUUCAACGUCUAGGUGCUAAAAUUCCUCGCGGUGCUAUUUUGUCUGGUCCACCAGGUACUGGUAAAACAUUACUGGCAAAGGCAACAGCUGGUGAAUCGCAAGUACCAUUCUUUAGCGUCAGUGGUUCCGAGUUCGUGGAGAUGUUCGUUGGUGUUGGAGCAUCGAGAGUCCGGGACCUCUUCGCCAUGGCAAGAAAAAGUACUCCAUGCAUCAUAUUCAUUGAUGAGAUAGACGCUAUUGGAAAGUCUCGUGGCAAGUCUGGCGGGUUCUCCGGAGGUGGAAACGAUGAACGGGAAGCUACACUCAAUCAAAUUUUGACUGAGAUGGAUGGUUUCAAUACGACUGAGCAAAUUGUUGUUCUUGCUGGUACCAACAGACCUGACGUACUUGACAAGGCUCUUAUGCGACCUGGACGUUUUGACAGACACAUCUCUAUCGAUAGGCCGACCAUGGAUGGUAGAAAGCAGAUCUUCAAGGUUCACUUAGGCAAGAUUGUCACUAAUGAGAAUAUUGAAUACCUGACUGGACGAUUGUCUGCCUUAACCCCUGGGUUCUCUGGUGCUGACAUUGCCAAUUGUGUCAAUGAAGCUGCUUUGAUUGCUGCCCGAACAAAGGCCACAUCCGUCGCCAUGACACAUUUUGAACAAGCUAUUGAGCGUGUGAUUGGUGGUCUUGAGAAGAAAUCUCUCGUUCUAUCACCUGAAGAGAAGAAGACAGUCGCCUAUCACGAAGCGGGACAUGCCAUUUGUGGUUGGUACUUCAAGUGGGCUGAUCCACUUCUCAAGGUUUCAAUCAUCCCUCGUGGUCAAGGCGCUCUUGGAUACGCACAAUACCUUCCUGCUGGCGAUACUUACCUCAUGAACGUAAACCAGCUUAUGGAUCGUAUGGCUAUGACCCUUGGUGGGCGUGUAUCUGAAGAACUUCACUUCGAAACUGUCACUAGUGGUGCCAGCGACGACUUCAACAAAGUUACUCGUAUGGCUACUGCUAUGGUGACCAAAUGGGGCAUGUCCAAAAAGCUUGGCCCUCUCCAUUUCGAAACUGAUAGAGAAAAUCAACUCAUGAAACCUUUUGCCGAAUCUACAGCUCAAACUAUCGAUCAAGAGGUUCGACGAAUUGUCGAUGAGGCAUAUGACAAAUGUAGAAAUUUACUAGUAGAGAAGAAGGCGGAAGUGGGAAUCAUUGCAGAGGAACUUUUGGCUAAGGAAGUCCUCGGUAGAGAUGAUAUGGUGAGGUUGUUGGGACCCAGACCCUUUGAUGAGAACAAGGAUUUUGUUAAGUAUUUUGGUGGAGGAUCAUUCGGAAAGAGUGCACCACCACCACCAGCAACUGAGAGUACCGAUACGCCUACUGAGGAUCCAAGUCCUCUUGCUUAA
Messenger RNA from Sclerotinia sclerotiorum 1980 UF-70, 2700 nucleotides. RefSeq lists its product as hypothetical. The record is from RefSeq and is a predicted model, not a curated record. Gene Ontology annotation, cellular component: membrane; m-AAA complex. NCBI's taxonomy places the organism in Eukaryota, Fungi, Ascomycota, Leotiomycetes, Helotiales, Sclerotiniaceae. The transcript is spliced from 2 exons. Gene Ontology annotation, molecular function: ATP hydrolysis activity; zinc ion binding; ATP binding. The coding region runs from base 1 to 2700 and encodes 899 amino acids. Gene Ontology annotation, biological process: protein-containing complex assembly; mitochondrial protein processing.